AAGAAUUGGGGAGCAGCAUGAGCACCACCUUGCCGUCCGCGCCGACUGAGCUCUCGCAGUUCUCAAAGUUGUGCGAGCUACGCCGAAAAUAUCCGGUGCUGUACCGGGUGGAGUUUCAGACGGCGACGAAGGUGGAGACGCAUUCGUGUCGACACGCUAUGAAGCCCGCGAACAAGGAAAAGAACCAGAAUCAAAGGUGUAUUCCAUAUGACUAUAAUAGAGUAGUGCUGGAUACGAUAGAAGGCGAGCCCGAUUCCGAUUACGUUAAUGCCUCCUACGUAGAUAGUAUAUUGAAGCCGAACGCUUACAUCGUCACUCAGGGACCUAUGGAGAACACGGUGACGGAAUUCUGGCGGAUGGUCUGGCAAGAGCAGGCUUCCUGCAUCGUUAUGCUCACGAAAACCUUCGAUUUUAUCAGGGUGAUGUGUGUGCAGUACUGGCCGGCGAGUAAAGACAAAGACGAGGAGUACGGCGGGAUCGGCGUUUCCGUUUUAAAAGAGGAGGAGCUCGCCAAUUUUCACAUAAGGACGAUAAAGCUCUACAAGAAGAACGAGAACGACGAGGUUACGGAGGAAAGGACGUUGCUGCAAUUUCAUUACACGGAGUGGCACUCGCACACGUGCCCGUUCGGGAACGCGGUGCUGGAAUUUAGACGUCGUGUGCGAGCGGUCGUAGGAUCGACGAUAACAAACGAAUCCGGGCCUAUGGUCGUCCACUGCAACGACGGAGGCGGACGAUCGGGGGUAUAUUUAGCGAUCGACGCGAACAUGGAGCUGGCCGAAGAAGAGGACGCAUUCGACGUGUUCGGUUACUUGAAGAAGCUGAGGCAGAGCAGACGAGGACUCAUCGAGAACUUGGAACAGUACAAAUUCAUAUACGACACGCUGGAAGAAUACGUGGUAUGCGGCACGUCGUGGUUCCCCGUGGCGGAACUGUCGCAACGGUUGAAGCAGAAGAGCAUAAAGAACUCGAUAACUAAGAUGAACGAGUAUCAACGGGAGUACCAGCAGAUCUGCAAACAGACCCCGCGCUUCACGAUCGGCGAUUGCGCCGGUGGACACCGGGCCGACAACAGGGAGAAGAACAGAGACGUCCUGGUGGUUCCACCGGACAACUUUCGGCCGUACCUCACCAGCUUUCAGGGGAACAGUUUCACGGAUUACAUAAACGCUGUCUUUGUCGACGGAUACACGAAACCGAGGGAAUAUAUCGUGACGGAAUGGCCUCUUCGACACACGAGCGGUGAAUUUUGGUCCUUGGUUUACGACUAUGAGUGCGCCGCGGUAGUGGUGCUGUGCGUGCCACCUCAGGGCUCGACAAAUUUCCCCAGUUUCUGGCCGGAGGGAAGGCACUCGAAGAAAUACGGCCCGGUGUUCACGAUCGACCACAUCAGCCACAAUCAUUACACCAACAUAAAAACCUGGGUCUUCAGGAUAAACAAAAAGAUCGUCUCGUUGACUGAACUAAUGGCGGGAGUAAAGGCGCCGCCGAAGACCGUGCAACUGUUCCAAUUGACCUGUUGGCCAAUGGGCCACAAAGUGCCCACCUCCACCAACAGUUUAGUCGAGCUCAUGAAUAUGGUGGAGAGAUGGAGACAACGAACGGACUACGGACCGGUGGCGGUUGUAUCGCCCGAUGGCAGAAGUCGUUGCGGAGUCUAUUGUGCAGCCAACGCGUGCAUAGAACAGGUCAUUCAACACGGCGAGGUUGACAUUUUUCAGGCUGUCAAGACCGUACGCCGGCACAGGCCCCAGCUUGUGGAAAACAUGACGGAGUACAAAUAUUGUUACGACCUAGUCCUGCACUACGUGCUGCAUUACUUGAACAAAGACAUGAACGAGAAGAAGUGAGAAAACGAGUUGAGGGACGAGCUG
This is a messenger RNA of Dinoponera quadriceps, 1874 nucleotides long. RefSeq names its product receptor-type tyrosine-protein phosphatase kappa (gene Ptp36E). Gene Ontology annotation, biological process: protein dephosphorylation. Bases 18 to 1850 code for a protein of 610 amino acids. The transcript has 12 exons. Lineage: Eukaryota; Metazoa; Arthropoda; Insecta; Hymenoptera; Formicidae. The record is from RefSeq and is a predicted model, not a curated record. Gene Ontology annotation, molecular function: protein tyrosine phosphatase activity.